Molecule: messenger RNA, 2973 nt
Organism: Priapulus caudatus
Lineage: Eukaryota; Metazoa; Priapulida; Priapulimorpha; Priapulimorphida; Priapulidae
Product: transmembrane protein 169-like
Exons: 1
Coding region: 564-1244 (226 amino acids)
Source: RefSeq, a predicted model, not a curated record
CUACGAUGGCUGCUCCUGUUUCUGUAGUGAAUGAAAUAUUAUUUGUACACCGUUGUUCGUAAAGGAUAGACAUAGUAAUCAGAUAGUAAGCCAAAAGCCGUACGUCGUGGAUUUGUCACGUUAAUAAUUAUUAAAUUUACAAGGUUAAAUAUGCGGUAGUUUGGACGUGGCUUUGGCGUUAAUUAAAAAUAAUUUCCCCAGGCAUUGUCAAUUUAGCAAGAUAAUAAUUAUUGAAAGUAAAGUUUGUUACUGUAGGCCUAGUUAUCACUUUAAGCAAUUAUCACAAGCGAUGCUACAUGGUUUUAUAGUGCUGCUACUACGUACACGCUUUACAUCCGAGGGGACUGAAAGGACUGGUGAAUGGCCGUCGUUUUUAUAUUGUUGCGUAACGUUAAGUGCUCGGACACGGGACACUGGACAGUGACUCACAGUGUAGAUCAUUCAGAAGGUCACUCUCAUUGCUCUGUCGCUGUUCCGAUGCUGGGCCUCUGCUACGAGAGAGUCCUAACAUCUCCGAGUGACUCAUCCCGCAUCUCAGGAAGCCCAUUCGAAAUUUCUUCAGUAUGACUAGCGAGAUCGAGAUGUCAAAUCAGGCGAGACAGGCGACGGCAGGUCAGGCCGAACCGGACGCCGCCAGCGAGACGACCUGGCUGAAGUCCGGUGCCGAGACCAACGGUCAGACGUGGACGGGCACGAUCACGCGCGGCCAGAAGGUCGGAGAGCUGGUGGAGGUGCAGCUAACCAGCAAGGAGCUGGACGCAAUGCAGAAGAGCUACACAGAGGAGCAGGAAGUGCUGGAGCAUCGCUGCGAGUGCAGCGCGCGCAGCGGCCCGCACGUCUGCGCGCUGGGCGUCGUCGCCAUGCCGAUCGCUCUUCUAUUCUCGGCGGCCGUCACGUUCUACCAGGGCACGAUCACGUGGUACAACAUGGUGCUGUACUUUUCCGACGAGCGGACGUUCUGGCACAGACUGUUUGUCGCGCCGCUGCUCGUGCUGUUCUACCCGGCGCUCAUCCUCGUCGUUGUCGUCGCCGUGUCGCUGUACGCUGCGGUCGUGCAGGUAUCGUGGCAUCUGUCGAAGUGGUGGGCCGAGAUCAGAGACUUUGAGAAGGGAGUGUGCGGCCUCGUGUGUAUGACGCUGAGGCUUGAGAGCUGCUCGCCCUACGACGUCGUGCUGCUGGAAAAGACGUUGGAGCUUCCACAACAGGCGCCCCCACAUGGCGACGUCGGCCAGAGUAAUUUGUGAUGUAUGCAAGCAUUGUCAAGACGCCUACUGUCUACAGUAUUGAGAGAUCCCUGUGGGUAGAGAGUCUCUGAUCGAUUGUCGAUGGGUCGUGAAAUUAUAAUUGGUGACAUUAGAAUGGGUGAAAUACUGUAUGGUUUUUUUGAUUUUUAGCGUAUACUUACGAGGGAAGUCGUCAGACAUUUUUAAGAGUUUCAGUUUCAGCUAGUGUAAUCAGGGUCUUACUGUACUUUUUAAUCUGUACAUUAGGCCAUUUCCAUAGCUGUUGCAGAAACAAAGACUAAUGUAGUAACAUUGGUGAAACUCGAGCAAGGGUUCACUCUAGGUUGCAGUGUAUAAUUUCAACAACAGGAACACUUUUAUUACCAGCCACGUUUAGAACUUUGUUGUGAAAUUGUUGCUUCUGCUUUGCAACAUUGAAGUUGCUAGAUGUGUUUUAAAUGAGCCUGCCAUGUGUAAUGUUCCAGGUUCAUAUGCAGUUGUGCAUCAGUCCUUGUGUAGCAUAGUCAAAAGUUUAUUAGAAUAUGUCUUUAUAUACAUUGAGCCAUGUAUGAAAUUAACAUACUAUAUCAUUGAAGUCGAAACAAUAUUGGUUUCUCAUCAUACGAUAUGUUGUUAACACUUCUAGUUGAUGUUUUUACAUUUUCUUUUUCAAUAUGUUAACAGUAGUAGUCUGUAGUGUGAACUGAUAACACAUAUACACCCUGAUUCAUAGAAUUCCAUAAGGUUGGUCCACUCAAGACUUGUACAUGAUUUAUUUUUUAUCAUUGUUGUCUUUUAGAAUGUAUGUUUACUAGUUACUACCUCUUAUUUCAAAUUAGUUCAUUUAAAGGAUCGAUAAUGGUGGUGCAGUAUUAGUUUGUGUGUGUGUCGUAAAACUGCAAAUAAUUUGUGAUAUUUAAUGCAGAAUUUACUAAUUUUUAUCUUUCAGAUUUAAUGUUCAGACAUAUAACUUCUAUACUAAUAAUAAGUAUGGAAACGUCAUGAAAUGAGAGUGUUGUAUUGAUGAGCUCGAUCUUGUAUUGUGAGUGAUAGUGGACCCAUGAUCAAAAUCAAAAUGCAUAUAGCUGUUUAUAUGUGCACGUUAUAUUUCUAGGUUAACUAGCACUUGCAAUCUUUUAUGCAAGUAUAAUCAAGAGUACAUUAGUAAUAUUUUAUUACUAUGUAUUGUGCUAUUGGUAUCAUCUCUGUGGUAUUUAUGUUUUCUUACAAUCUGUGGUGAUUGAUGAGGGAUAAUCAAUGUGUGGUUAUAUUAAAUAAGUACACAUAUCAGUUUAGGUGCAUGCUUUACAUUGUGCUGUUGUUUAUAAUGAUACGUUUAGAUGAAAGCUAACUCAUUCUCACGUAGAUCAUUGUUUGAUUUGAUGAAAUAUCCUUUUAAAUUUGUAAUUGUUUAUAAUUAGUUUAUAGAACAAUGCCCCCCUAAGUAGAUCUGUUUUACUUCCAGAGCAAUUUGAGUGUAACUUGCGCUGUGAUGUUUUUAUGAUGUUGUGUACAGUAAUGUGUUCCACUUUACUGUGAAACAGAAAAUUAUUGAAAUCUCACUGCUUCUUAAUUGUUAGUUGCGCAUUUAUUUACAAGUUUUCGAGAGUAUGGUUUAUGUUUUUAUAGAUAAUUAACACCGUUAUAUGUUAUAGGAAGUUAUUAUAUGUUGGAACUUAAUUGUACAGCGACUGAGAUUCCAGAUAUUUCAUUUUUAAAUAAAGGAAUAUGUAUGUGAUUUGUAAACAUA